Messenger RNA from Fundulus heteroclitus (mummichog), 3688 nucleotides. RefSeq names its product DnaJ (Hsp40) homolog, subfamily C, member 16 like (gene dnajc16l). Lineage: Eukaryota; Metazoa; Chordata; Actinopteri; Cyprinodontiformes; Fundulidae. Bases 233 to 2644 code for a protein of 803 amino acids. The record is from RefSeq and is a predicted model, not a curated record. The transcript has 15 exons.
AACCGGAAGUGUUGCUUUCCGUAGCCCUCUUCGGCUGUCAUGACAUUGUCGGCUUGCAAAUGUCCAUCAUCUGUUAAGGAAACGAUGGCCUCGUCGUGGUAGAGCAGCUUUGUGUUGGCUGGACUUUAGCUCGACGCUGGGAGUCUUCCCUGAGCCGACCAUGUGAGGGCUUUCCUCCGCUGUGUGGGAGCUCACUGCCGUAACGUCAGGCGGUAACCGCGGCACUGGCACGAUGACGGCGCGGCGCACCGGUUGGACUGCUCGGGCAUGUCCACUGUCUCUCGCCAUUUUUCUGCUGCUUAGUAGUCUCCAUGUGGGGCAAUCGACUCAUGAGUUUGACCCGUAUAAAGCUCUGGGUGUCACCAGGAGCGCCAGCCAGGCAGAAAUCAAGCGGGCGUACAAGAACCUGGCCAGAGAAUGGCACCCAGACAAGAACAAGGACCCCGGUGCUGAAGACAUGUUUAUAAAGAUUUCUAAAUCAUACGAGAUCCUGUCUAAUGAGGAGCGGAGGGCCAACUUUGACCGCUAUGGGCAGACGGAUGAAAACCAGCCUUUCGGACAGUCCCGGCAUCACGGCUUCCGCCACUUUGACAACAGCUUCUACUUCGAUGAGGCUUUUUUCCAUUUCCCCAGGUCCAGGGACUUUGCAGACAGCAAGUACAUGCUGCACCAUGCCCAGUUUAACAGCGAUGUUCUCCCAGACAGCCACAAGAGGCCAUACCUUAUCAAAGUGACAUCUGAGUGGUGCCUUGCCUGCAUCCACAUUGAGCCUGUGUGGAAGGAGACGGUGCAGGAGCUGGAACCUUUGGGUGUGGGCAUCGGCAUUGUGGACCUGGGCUAUGAGCGCCGCUUGGCCAACCAGCUGGGAGCUUAUCGGGCUCCCUCCAUCAUCGGGCUGGUGAACGGGAGGGUGACCUUCUUCCACCAGGCGGUGGUACGGGAGCACCUGCGCCAGUUUGUGGAGGACCUGCUGCCUCACAACCUGGUGGAGAGGGUCAACGACGACAACUAUCAGGCUUUUCUUGACGGUUGGCAUGUAGGAAAUAAGCCCAGUCUGCUGCUGUUUGACCAGAUUCCUGCUGUGCCUUUUCUGUUUAAGUUGACAGCAUUUGCCUUUAGAGACUACGUGCACUUUGGCUACGUGGAUCAAGGUGAAACACACAACACUAAGCUCCUACGGCAGUUUAACAUCAACACCUACGCUCCCACCAUGCUGUUGUUUAAGGAGGACACAGAGAAGCCUGUAGACAUCAUCCAGGCCAGAGGGAUGAAGAAACAGCUGAUGGACGAGUUUGUUUCGAACAACAAGUUCCUGCAGGUGCCGCGGCUCGUCAACCAGCAGCUUUUUGAUGAGCUGUGUCCUGUUAAACAGUUCCACCGGCGCAGGAAGUACUGUGUGCUCCUCAUCACCGGGGAGGAUGAAGCCUUCCUCCCGGGCAAUAAGGCCUUUGUGGACUUCGCCACGGUUAACAAAAAAGACGUUCUACGGUUUGCAUACGUCUACCAGCGUCAGCAGCAGCCUCUCUGUCAGGCACUUCUACAAACCCAGGCCAGCACCUUUCCUCAGGUGGUGAUUCUGGAGAGGCGGAGUCAGGCAGGCAGGGUGCUGUACCGCUCCGUGAGCGGCGGCUGGAACGGGAGCGAGGAGGACAAGUACCGGCUCCACGAGCAGCUGGAGCUCCUGCAGAAAGACCCCACCUACCUGAGCUCCGACGCAACCUUACCGGAGCUCAACAACGAGAUGGCUCCCAUAUUCAUUGUUCAGUGGAUGAACGCUGCCUACGAUUACAUCCUUCAAAUAUAUGAUGGCCUUCUCUACUCAAACUGGCGAGAGAUGAUGCCCAUUCUGUCCUUGAUCUUCUCAGCUCUCUUUAUUCUGUUUGGUACCGUCAUCAUUCAGGCUUUCAGCGAGCCAAGCGAGAGCAAGCCUCACAAGCCGAAGCCAAAAGAGCAAAACACGAGUCAAACUGAGGAUGACGCGUCAAGCAGAGCAAGUACCUCAAGCCGUCCUCCCAAGAAGGACUUUGUGGAAGUGACCGAGCUGACAGACAUCACCUACACCAGCAACCUGGUCAGACUGAGACCGGGUCACAUCAACGUUGUCCUGGUGCUCACCAAUGCCUCCAAGAACGCCUUGCUCCGGAAGUUUGCCAAGGAGGUUUUCUCUUUCUCUGGCACUCAGACACUCCACUUCUCCUUCCUCAACGCCGACAAGCACCGCCACUGGAUGCCUUCGCUCCUCCGCUCGGCCUGUCCCGCCGGACCGAGCGAAAGCCACUCAGACGACGAGGAGUCCUCCGACUACACGGGCCACGUCCUGGCCCUCAACGGCUACAAGAAAUACUUCUGCCUCUUUAGGCCCGUCUUCACCGGGGACGACCCCAACGACUCGUCGUCCGACACCUCCGACUGCAAGAGGAAAUCGCGCUCCAGGUCCAGGUCCAGCUCCCAUUCCCGCUCCCGCUCCCAUUCCAGGGAAGACGGCGCCGUGCCCAGGAGGGGCUCGAGCCGGGCCACGAGCAUAGAGGUCCACCACAAGCUGGACAGGCUGGGGUUGUGGAUGGAGAGGCUGAUGGAGGGCACCCUGCCCAGAUUGUACGUCUCGUCGUGGCCUACGCUGGACGACGCCUCGACGGAGAGCUGAGGUCCGAGUGAAAAAAACAGCGUCACCUUCUGGUUUGCCUCCUGAACCAAGAAAGCUAAAAAAAAACACAACUGUUUUUUUAAAUAACCGUUUAAGUUCUGUUAGGUAAACGUAGCGCGGCACUGAUCUGCUGGCACCGACGGUGUUGGUGAGCAGCAACACCCUGCAGGAGGAGAGUGAGGGUUAAAAAUGCAAACGUACACAUCGCUUCAUCGUAGUCACAGUCUGUAUGAAGAUGCUGCCGCCGCGUCUGUUAACGCCAGGAAAACUCUUUUGCUAAAGCAGCAGAAACGCUGUUGAGCGUCUGUAUUUGUGUCAAUGCGAUCGAGUACCAUUGGUUUUUAGUUAUUAAUCCGUCAUAAUUACAUCGGGAAGACGGGGUGCAGACACCCCCCUGCUCUGUCGGGGCCCAGACACGAACACUGUUUGCGUCGCAGCUGAAUGCGUUUGAAAAAGGAGCAGAAACAAACACUAAAUGACUAAGAACGAGUAGAAGAGAACAGAGCGACCAGUUCUGAGAAUGAUGAAAACCCCUCCAGAGCCAUGAAAGCUUUUCAGACAUCAUGCUUUAUAUGUGAGAUCUACAUUUAGCCUGUAUAUUGGGUCAUAAAGCGUGGGAUAAUUAACGUCCGAAAAAAAAAUCAGGCACAUGUUGGGCUAAACCCCAGAUACAAUGUUAAACAGCUGUAUGAGCGAGAUCAAGUUGUCUUAAAGUUGCGUUAACGAGCCAUCCACACGCCCACUAGAACUCAUGGCUAAGAGAAUAUAUCAAAAACCUAAUAAGAGAGAAGAACGCCUGAAGCGAAGAGAGAUUUUUCUUUGUUCCUCCUGUCUCUUCUCUUUUCACGUCGGCAUGUCAGCUAUAAGAAUUUGUCUGAGGCGAAGAGAAUGCUGUUUUUCUUCUUAAAUACUAAUUUGUCUUUGUGUGUACACAUCCUUUCUUAAUCUGACCCCGGGAGUUUGAUUCCCUGCCGGAACCGCCAUCUCUUAUUUAUUAGAUGAAGUCAUGCAGUGUGGGAAACGGGCUUUUUUUUUUUUUUUUUU